UAACACUCGGGUUUGUGCGUCUUAACCGGAGAUUGGAAAUUAAUAAUAUUGAAUCCUCAAAGUAGCCCACGUCCAGUUAGAGAAGCAGAAAGUCGAGGGGAAAAAAAGAAGACCUUGGAGAAAGGUGUGGUUGGUUGACACAGACGGGAAGGAGAUUUACUGAGAAGGAGAUUGAAAAGAGACCGAUAAAGAAGUGGGGAGAGUUGGAGAGAGGGUUACAGGCAAGGUAUGAAUUCUUAUUUCGCAAACCCGUCGCUCUCCUGCCAUUUAUCCGGUGGUCAAGAUGUUUUGCCUAACGUACCCCUAAACUCCACCACCUAUGACACAGUCAGACAUUUUUCGUCGUACGGUGCCGCUGUGACCCAGAAUCGGAUAUAUGCACCUUUCUACUCUCCUCAAGAUAAUGUCGUUUUUGGGUCUGGCAGGGCACAGUAUGAAUAUGGAUCAAACGUGUUUCUUCAAGACAAGGACGUGCUCCCCAGUUGCAGACAAACAAACAUGGGACUCAAUACACAAAGCCACAUUGCUCAAGAGUACAGUUUGGAUCAAGGAAGAGCAGCAGCGCAGGACCAGAAAAGCAACAUCCCGAUCUACCCGUGGAUGCAGCGAAUGAACUCACACAGCGGAGUGGGCUACGGGACAGACAGACGCAGGGGACGUCAAAUAUACUCUCGUUACCAAACACUUGAGCUGGAGAAGGAGUUUCAUUUCAACCGCUACCUGACCAGGCGCAGACGCAUCGAAAUCGCCAACGCGCUUUGUUUAACAGAGCGGCAGAUCAAAAUCUGGUUUCAGAACCGACGCAUGAAAUGGAAGAAAGAGAGCAACCUGACCUCCACGGUGACUGGAAGUGAACAGACAGGAGCCUCCACAGAGGAGGAACGCAGUGGCGCAAUGGAAGACGAGAAGGAUGAGGACAAGAAGAAAGAAUAGUUAAAAAAUAAAAGAAGAAGAGGGGGUAGAGAAACACCUGAUGACCAUUAAAAAACCCAACAUAACUACCUAAAAAAAUAUAUGGACUUGAGAGCGACUUCACUGCAUGAUGGCUACCCCGCAGCUUUCCCACUUAUAUCCCAUGUUGACCACAGGAGUGUUGAGCCUUAGAAAUCCAGAAUAUUUCAGCCACAGUAUGGCCUCCCUGUGACAUUUGGAUUUUUUUUUUCUAUUGCAAUGUCACACUUGUAUUGUGAAAAUAAAAAGAAGUAUUGAUUUUAUUCCCAAUGCCAGUAAAACUAUGUAUUUAUCCUCCCCCCACACUCCAUCCAUCACUGUGAACUCUUUGAUCACCUCACAAAUACAGUGUUGGUCAGACUUUACUCAAUGUUGUACAUGCACAUUCCACGGAAGGAAAGGAAAAGGACCGAGUGGACACUUUAUUUGAUCCCUGUAUAAUCCAGUACUUGAAUCGUCCGCAGACUGAAAGAAAAAAGUGUCCUGCAUAAACAUGAAAAUUGCACGGAUAUAGACUACAGACACACACAACACACACAACACAAAUGCCUGUAUAUAAUCAACAGUAUCCUAUGUAAAUCCUGUGAGGACUUAUGUGCAUUUAGCCGCUUUGAUAGACGCUGCAUUACAUAAAAAAUUGCGCUUAGCCCCCCUUUUUUAUUUUAUUUUGUUCAUUUGACACAAUAGGCUUUCCUUGUGAGAUAGAUUUGUACACUAGUAAUUCUUCACUUUUGUUUGGGAGUUACGAAUUCAUGUUUUGUCAUAAUUGUGUAUCAUGGAAUAAAAUAUUUGUAA
Epinephelus moara (kelp grouper) is the source of this 1746-nucleotide messenger RNA. RefSeq names its product homeobox C6a (gene hoxc6a). Bases 229 to 933 code for a protein of 234 amino acids. Gene Ontology annotation, cellular component: nucleus. Gene Ontology annotation, molecular function: RNA polymerase II cis-regulatory region sequence-specific DNA binding; DNA-binding transcription factor activity, RNA polymerase II-specific. The transcript is spliced from 2 exons. The record is from RefSeq and is a predicted model, not a curated record. Gene Ontology annotation, biological process: regulation of transcription by RNA polymerase II; anterior/posterior pattern specification. Lineage: Eukaryota; Metazoa; Chordata; Actinopteri; Perciformes; Serranidae.